Bradysia coprophila is the source of this 3770-nucleotide messenger RNA. Its product is annotated as aminopeptidase N. Gene Ontology annotation, molecular function: metalloaminopeptidase activity; peptide binding; zinc ion binding. NCBI's taxonomy places the organism in Eukaryota, Metazoa, Arthropoda, Insecta, Diptera, Sciaridae. Gene Ontology annotation, biological process: peptide catabolic process; proteolysis. Gene Ontology annotation, cellular component: cytoplasm; membrane. The record is from RefSeq and is a predicted model, not a curated record.
GUAAACGCCAUAUAGCGUUCUAACAAGAACGUCAGACUUCAGUCUACAUAAAUCCACGCGUCGACCGCGAACAGAAAAUUUUGUGUGUUGUUUAAAGCCGGUGUUAUAGUGAGUAUCUAUCGCGGAGUUGUGUGUAUAUAAUAAUAAUUUUGUUCGCAACACAGUGUCGAUUGGAAUUAUAAUCAAAUGUGUAUUUUCGGUGAACUUUAAAAAUAGUUACUGAAACAUAAGCUGUGUUAAUGAUUCUGGAUUGCACGUGGAAAUCGUAAUCAAACCAGCAAUUAAAAUUAAACUUAUUUAAACAACGGAAGAAGCUGCUGCCACAGAAAAAACAAAAAUGGAAGGUGGAUAUAUAAACGAAGAAAUGGAUUCUAUUGAAGACAAAGGUGGUCAACUAAAGUCCAAAAACGGACAAAAAUACAUUGUGAACCAGAGACCGGCUGGCGUAUACAUACCAAAAAAUUGCAUAUUUUUCACUGCUUUGCUGGCUGUUAUUGCGAUGAUAAUUAUAAUAGUUUUAACAUAUUUGCUGCUGAGUCAAAGUUGCUCGGCAAACGGAAACACAUCGUUACAAAAUGAUACAAUCUCAAAAGCUGGUUUGUUUGGCGCCACAACGUCUAAUUCUAAUUCGGUGCUGUCUGAUCAAAGUGAUGGAAAUGAGCGUGGAAACGCAGAAAUAAUUUUAAAUGACGGAUGGAAUCCACGGCUGUACAAAUUACUGAUCGAACCAGAUUUCAUUUCGGGCACAAGUAAUGGCAGUGUUUCGAUUGAUGUGAUACGAGACUCACUGGAAAAAGGACUUCCACCGAUUGUGUUGGACAUAAAUAACAUUACAAUAACGGAGGCCAAAGUAUUUCAUUACCCUUCCGAUAUUGCCUCUCCGCUGGAUAUUGAAACGGCAUACGGCGAGCACAACGACACCUUUAUCAUUGACAUAAAACGUGGAAUCGAUAAAAACGAUGAAAACAUAACGCUUCAAAUUCAAUUGAAUUUCAUCAGUAUACUAACCGACACACUACAAGGAUUUUAUCGAGCGUCCUACAAAGAUGGAAGGAAUGAGGAAACAAAAUGGCUUGCAAGCACGCAAUUUUCACCAAUCGAUGCUAGGCGUGCGUUUCCCUGCUUCGAUCGGCCGGAUAAAAAGGCACAGUUCCAGAUUAGCAUUAUUCGGGAAGAAGACAAAUCGAUGACACUAUCAAACAUGCCCAGUUCGAACUUAAGCUUUGCCAAACCCGGAUAUAUUCAAGAAGAUUUCGAGAUAACACCGAAAAUGUCCACUUACUUGGUCGCAUUUAUUGUGUCCGAUUUGGUUAUUGCAAACGUGUCAACUGUGCCAUUGGCAUCAAAUCUACCGCGAAUAAACAUUUGGACCAGGAAAGAGGUGGCUGAUAUGGCCGGCUACACACACGAUGCUACCGUAAAAAUUUUACCAUUCCUGGAAGAAUACUUUGGCAUCAAAUAUCAAUUGCCCAAAAUUGAUAUGGUCGCGGUGCCAGACUUUGGUUUUCGCGCUAUGGAAAAUUGGGGUUUGAUCACUUUUCGCGAGGCCAGCAUAUUAGUCCCAGAAAAUGAAAGCAUCCGAUCAUCAGCUGAACAUACAGAGCACGUAACAGCCGUAUUGGCGCAUGAACUUGCACACAUGUGGUUCGGUAAUCUAGUCACAAUGAAGUGGUGGAGUGAUUUGUGGUUGAAAGAAGGCUUCGCUACAUACAUGAGCUAUUUGGCUAUUGAGCAUAUCGAACCGGGAUGGCAAAUAAUGGAUUUUUUCUCGGUAAAAUCACUGCAAAAUGCAAUGGAAAUCGAUGCGGACAGUAGCAGUCAUCCGAUUUCAUUUCCGGUUUCGAAACCAUCCGAUAUACGUCGGAUAUUCGAUCCAAUCUCGUAUUCCAAGGGAGCGUCAAUCAUUCGAAUGAUGAAUGGAUUUUUGGGUGAAAAGGCGUUCAAGGGCGGUCUGCAGGCGUACUUAAACAAGUUCCAAUAUGAUAAUGCUGUGCAGGACGACCUUUGGGAAGUUAUGACAAAUUUCGGUCACAAGUACAACACGUUACCAAAAGAUUUUGAUGUUAAAAAGAUUAUGGACACGUGGACGCUUCAGCCGGGCUAUCCAGUUGUGACUGUCGUUAGAAGUGGAGCCAAUGUGACCAUAUCUCAACAGAAAUAUAUGCUACCGGCAGUUGAUUAUGAAGACACAACGCGUUGGUUCAUACCAAUCACAUAUGAAACGAAAGCCCGACGCACUCAGGAUGGUCUUCCAACCUAUUGGCUGUCCAACUCGAAAAACAUAACAAUUCCAAAUGCCGUUGAUCCGACUCACUGGAUGUACGUCAAUAUUCAACGGGCCGGAUAUUAUCGUGUCAAUUACGAUUACGAUUCUUGGGUCAUCUUAAGUCGAAGUUUCGAUGAAUUCACACCCGUUGUCAGGGCUCAACUUGUCGAUGAUGCUUUGAAUUUGGCUAGAGCAGAGAUAUUGUCGUACGAUAUUCCGUUGACAUUUUUACUGAGAUUGGGUAAUCAUGCCGAUGCGUUGCCGUGGGCCGCUACGGAAAAUAGUCUUCAAUAUUUGACAUACAUGAUUAAUAGAGAACCGGCUUACGAACAUUUCCGCGCUUUGAUGAGAUUCAUAUUGAAACCGAUCUACGAAAAAAUGGGUUUCGAUGAGAUUCAGGGAGAGUCUCACGUUGAACUGAUGCACCGCUGCCGAAUCAUCAAUUUUGCUUGUCAUUUCGGAUACGAUCGGUGUACGAAUCGGGCUCAAAUUCUGUUCCGUGACUGGAUGAGAGAUAAGUCUUUGAAUUUAAUCAGCCCCAAUCUGAAGGAGGUCAUCUACUGUACUGCAAUGAGAGAGGGUUCAUUCCAGGAAUGGUAUUUCGCUUACGAACGUUAUUUGGCUACAACAAGCGCCGCAGAAAAGGAAUUAAUUCUGAGCGCAUUGGGAUGUACAACAAAACCGUGGCUGCUAUCCAAAUACUUGAACAUGACAAUUUCGUCAACAUCAGGCAUCCGUAAACAGGAUGGUGCUCGAGCAUUCGUUUCUGUUGCACAGAACAACAUUGGAUACGAGAUUGCAUUCGAUUUCUUGGUGACAAAUAUCAAGGAAAUAAGUGAAUACUUUGGCGAUGGUUUUUCCACUUUGUCGAAAAUGAUCGAUUCAGUUACGACUUACAUGAACAAAGACUACCAAAAAGACCAAUUCCAACAGUUCGCCGAAAAGGCUCGUUCACUCGGUCUGAAGUCGGUUGAAUCGAGCAUAAAGUUGGCAUCGGAACAAGUCAAGAAUAAUAUCUACUGGAGAUCUAGAUCGUAUUAUAAGCUACAAGAAUAUCUGGAAACGUUAACCAGGCAGCUGCACAUUAAUUUGUAUUAAACGUUCUUGGAGAAACGAGAGAUGACGCGAACGAGGAAUCGUAUAUUGUGUAAUGUAGGCAGAAGGGUGUGUUUGUGCAGUGUGUGCAUGGUGUUCAUUCGGAGUAACUGCCAUAAUAUUUUUAUUUUUUAUUUAUUUGUAAGGAGCUUUGUUGGCUAUUUCCUAUUCUUGUUUUAAAAAAAAUUAAAAUUUGAAAAAAACAAAAAACAAAUCUAUCGAUAAGUAACAAACUAUGUGAUUGUAGUGUAAAGUCAGGACAAAAAUUGUAUGAAAGUAUUUUAGAUGAAAAAUAAAGAGAAGAAAGGAAAUUGAUUGAAGAUAUUGACAAAAUGGACACAAUUACAAUGAAUGUUUAAUUAAAUGAUCCAAAUAAAAUGACGAUUGACGAUGUUGACUACAAGAUAAA